UUGAACUUUUAGCUUGUGAGAAAUGACUGCGUUUGUCCCCCUAUCACCUCUUUCUCUCUUCCCUUUCGCUGCACUCAUAUCAUAUCCCCCAUUGUUUUCUAAUCUCUAGGGUUCACCAUCCAGAUCUUUGUUUUUCUAUAAUUUCCUUUAUAUAAUCAUAUUAUUUUAAAUAAACAUUCAUUUUUUUUAUAAUUUUCUUGGUUUCUGUUGCUUCUGACUGUGUUUUUCUUUUCAUAAAUUGUAUAAUCCAUGGCGGGUUUAGAUUUAGGCACAGCUUCUCGUUAUAUUCAUCAUCAACUCCAUCGUGCUGACUUGCAACUUCCAACCAGUAACCACAACAGCAUCACCACCACCAGCUUUUCCUCCGAAAACUUUCAGCAUCAUGAGGAGGAUGACGGUGGGGAUAAUCAGGGUCUUGACCUCAUCUCUCCUAACUCAGGUGGUGGUGCUGGCGGUGGACCAGGCGACAUAGUUGGCCGGCGGCCGAGAGGUCGUCCACCUGGAUCAAAGAACAAGCCAAAGCCUCCGGUCAUUAUUACAAGAGAGAGUGCCAACACGCUCAGAGCUCAUAUAUUGGAAAUCAGCAACGGGUACGAUGUCUUUGAAUCUAUAGCAACGUAUGCAAGGCGGAGACAACGUGGGAUCUGCAUAUUAUCUGGAAGCGGCACCGUUACCAACGUCAGUCUCCGGCAGCCAUCAGCUCCGGGGUCAGUAAUAGCCCUCCAAGGUCGGUUUGAGAUCUUGUCUCUGUCGGGUUCUUUCUUGCCUCCGCCUGCACCACCAGGGGCCACCAGCCUUACCAUAUUCUUGGCCGGCGGACAGGGACAAGUGGUGGGUGGGAACGUGAUGGGAGAGUUGACCGCUGCUGGGCCAGUCAUCGUUAUCGCUUCAUCCUUUACAAAUGUCGCCUACGAGAGAUUACCACUGGAAGACGAAGAGUCGACGGCAGUUGAUGGGCUUCAGAUUCAGCCACCAUCUUCUCAAGCAGACGGCAACGGCGGUGGUGGAAUCAACAGCAACCACCCUUUUCCAGACCCGUCUUCUGGGCUACCGUUCUUCAACUUACCGUUGAGCAUGCCUCCAAAUGGUCAGUUACCUGUUGAUGGAUGGGGUGAAGGAAGCAGUUCAGGUGGACGAUCGAACAAUAAUAAUCCUUUCUGAUUUGGAUCGGAUGAUUGAGUGGCGGUUUGUUUAUUUUGGAUCUGGUUAAUUAGAUAGCUUCAUUUCGAUCAUAAACAAACAAAGGUCAGCAACCAUAUGCGCAACAAUUUAGUUAUAAUGUUCUUUUUUCUUCUCUUGUAAUAGUUGGGGUUUCCAUCUUCCAUCUUCCAUAUUUGUUUUUCUUUUUUUUCUUUUUUCUAUAUUUGGUUUUUUGUUUAACAUGUUUUCAUGGAACUAGCUUCUUUUCUUCGUCUCACUAGCUCUCACUCUCAUGAUAUCAUUAAUAUGGGAAUUCCAGAUUGUGUCGUGGUCGAUCUUUAUGACACUAAGACUUGCUGUUUCCUGAUGAUGAAACAUGAUGAAAUCAAGGUUUUUGGGCA
Molecule: messenger RNA, 1541 nt
Organism: Lactuca sativa (garden lettuce)
Lineage: Eukaryota; Viridiplantae; Streptophyta; Magnoliopsida; Asterales; Asteraceae
Product: AT-hook motif nuclear-localized protein 23
Cellular component (GO): nucleus
Molecular function (GO): DNA-binding transcription factor activity; minor groove of adenine-thymine-rich DNA binding
Source: RefSeq, a predicted model, not a curated record